UUGACUUCGUGUUGCAGCAAAGGCAGAACGAGGACAGAACGACGGAUCGACUGCGGAGCAUCCAGUCAGCGACUCAGGAUCCGAAGGAGACCCAGCAGCUGUCGGCCAGCCAGCAAGCUGGCGGCUUAAAUGCAGGCACCGUUUUCUGGUUGUCUCUCAUUUUGCUCCUCCUCCUCCUCCUCUUGUUCCUGUUCCUGUUCCUCCUCCCUCUCCUCCUCUUCCGUAUGCAUCUUGCCUCAGGUUGCCGUUGGCACAUUUUGAAUAUUUCUUACACUAGCUUAGAUCUUACGUUUGUAGUUCUGCUGUUUUUGAUAUGGCGAGUAUUAUUAUAAUCGCCAGCCUUGUUGGGAUCAGCUUUGUACCAGGUAUUGCCUUUGCAGGUGACUUCGAGUUGAUGCAGAUGUGGACGACCCCCAAGUCUUCAUCGGCGUCCUCGGCACCCGUGUCACGCAUGGCCGCUGAGACGAAAUCGUGGUUGUGCACGCUGAAGGGCGGUGCGACUCCUGAGGACGUGAGCAUGUUCUGCAAUGAGUUCCACAACCCGUUCUGCAUCGGCAAUGAAGAGUGCCCGCCAGGACAGAAAUGUCCGAAGCCGUUUGCGCAGGGCUUCUUGACAGAAGCAGAUAAGGACGCGGCCAUGGCCAAGUACCCCGCCGUCGCGGUCACAUGCGAAGAGGACCCGACCCAUACGUCAAAAAAGCCUGGGAGCACAUCGUUCCAGAAGGAGCCACUCGGCGGACCUACCCGUGGGGCAUCCAAGACAUUAAUGCGGACGUGGUCCGAGGGCGGGGCGCGGGAGUGAACGUGUAUGUGCUGGACACCGGCAUUCGUACAACCCACGUUGAGUUCGGCGGCCGGGCAUUCGCUGGGGUCGACAUAGCCUCCACAGGGAAUUUCACUAUCUGCUCGCCCACCGACACUGCGUGCGCUGCAGACGCCCAUGGGCACGGCACCCACGUCGCGGGUACGGUUGGGGCCUCGACAUACGGCGUGGCGAAUGGCGCGACAUUGUGGGCAAUGAAGGUCCUCGACGACGCCGGCCUUGGCUACACUUUUUGGUCCAUUGUUGCCGAACAGUAUGUUUUGACGUCUGGCUUAAGGCCAGCAGUGGUCAGCAUGAGUCUGGGGGGCCCUGGCCAAAGCUCACCUGAGCAGGACUCGAUCAACGAUUUAGUGGCCGAUGGCGUGACUGUGGUGGUUGCUGCAGGGAACCAAAACGAUGAUGCGUGUGGGUACAAUCCGGCUUGGAUCCCGUCGGCGAUCACGGUGGCAUCUUAUGAUUCGGCAGGGGCCAAGUCGUCUUUCAGCAAUUACGGCUCUUGCAUCGAUGUUUGGGCUCCAGGCUCGUCCAUCCUCUCGACUUAUAUCGGCAGCGACACUGCGUUGGGUCUUUCCUCGGGUACGUCCAUGGCUUGUCCGCACGUCUCUGGUCUCGCGGCCAUCAUGUACGAGGCGAACCCAACCGCGGGAUCCAUGACCGCAUCACAGAGGUGGGCUCUCCUGACAGCUUCGCAGCGCACUGGCUAUGUCACUGGAAUUCCCACGACUCCUGCCAGUGUCAACCUUGUGGCCUUGGCACCCACGCCCACGCCGUCACCGACGCCCAGUCCCACACCAUUGCCGACGCCAAUGCCGACACCCAUCCCUGCGCCGCCCGCGCCGCCCCCCCCCCCGCCCAGCCCGACUCCAGGACCGACGCCUGGCGGUGCUGCUGCCACUGGCGAUCCACACCUUCAAAAUGUUCAUGGUGAGCAGUUUGACUUGAUGUUGCCGGGGAAGCAUGUUUUGCUAAAUAUCCCCCGUGGAAUGAGCGCUGGAAACGCACUGCUUCGCGUGCAGGCCGAUGCUCGCCGGUUGGGUGGACAUUGCGCGGACAUGUACUUCCAAGAGUUGAACAUCACUGGGUCGUGGGCAGAAGCAAAAAGGACUGGAGGGUACCAGUACUCGGUGUCACAACGCGUUGCCGAGGCCCAGGAUUGGCUUGCUUUUGGUUCAUCGUUCCGGAAAGUCAAUGUGAAAGUCGUUCAAGGAAGUACUCGAAAAGGCCUCAAGUAUUUAAAUGUCUACGUCAAGAAUUUGGGGCGAGUGGGGCUUUCUGUCGGCGGACUACUCGGAGAAGACGACCACAAAGACGUGAGCAUUUCUUCUGCAGCAUGUUCCCGUAAGAUGACCCUUCUGGAGGUUGCAACAGGACCGCGCGACCACGGCCCUUCUGAGUCUUCAGUUGCAGCGGCAAGUUUUGGUUGACCACGUGUCUGAUCAAUAUUCACGAGGUAGGACCAAUUGUUUAUCAUCAGGUCCUGAGUCGAGCUGGAUGCCGGCGCUCAAGGGGGUCAGAUUUUACAGGGUAGCGUUUGAGAUGAGACCAUGUAUAUCUUGGUUGCCAGGCCAUGGGUGAGGAGAAGUGGAAGAGAAUGACGGUUGCUGCAAGGGGUUGAAGAUUUAAUUCGAGGAGAAGGAUGAAAGGCGGUGGUGAUGGCGGCAUUCAGGGAGAAUCAUGAUGCAA
Messenger RNA from Prorocentrum cordatum, 2506 nucleotides. The record is from the annotation of a GenBank genome assembly. NCBI's taxonomy places the organism in Eukaryota, Dinophyceae, Prorocentrales, Prorocentraceae.